Messenger RNA from Mollisia scopiformis, 1936 nucleotides. RefSeq lists its product as uncharacterized. The record is from RefSeq and is a predicted model, not a curated record. The transcript has 5 exons. The coding region runs from base 266 to 1813 and encodes 515 amino acids. Lineage: Eukaryota; Fungi; Ascomycota; Leotiomycetes; Helotiales; Mollisiaceae.
UACUGUAUACGAGCAACCAACAUUCACCUUCAGGGUGGCCAUAGUCAGGAAAAUCUGGGAGACGACCAGAGUCCCUUUCCCAUGUUGUCUUACUUACCACUUACCCCUGAGCCUAUCACGUGCGACUUGCACCGUGCUGAACACUGUCGAUCCUCGACGCGUUACGCGUCUCGCUCAUCAACAUAAUCCUCCAUUCGAUAAGAAGAAAACAUUAUUCCUUUGCGCGUCAUCUUCCAAUUGAGUUCUCAUGUGGUAUUGAUUGAACAUGCCACCGAAAAGAAAAGCGCCUCUGGCCACGUCGGACAACAAUAUUCCCACGAAGAAAGUCGCGAAGGGGAAGAAGAGUGUCACAGCCCAAAGUUCUUCGGUAGCAGGUCCAGCUAAAAAAUAUAAGUUCUCGAAUCCUAGUACUCUUGUUGGCCAAGAACCUGUUGAUGUUAUCACGUUCUUGUGGGGGGACGAUACGUCCGAAGAAGAGACAGAGGACGAAUAUGAAGUUGAAGAUGCAGCGGAACCUGGAUCUUUGCAGUAUAUUCUAGAUGGCAUAGAGAACCAAAGGAGCGCCUUCAUCCAGGAGCUAUUGAACCCGUUACGAAGUAUAAGUCACGAGAUUUAUGCUCCGAAAAAGGCCCAAGCUUCCGAGAAGUAUGACCCACUGGUGAAAGAGGCCCGAGAAAAGUUCGUCGAGGCCGGGACCAUGACAGCCGAGGAAGCUGAGGCAAUUGUGGGCGUAGAUGAUGGUGACAAGAAACAGAAACGGAUAGCAAAGCAGGCCUUGCAAAGAGUUGUGAACAAGGCGGAGAAAGAGAGACUGGCUGCAGUAGAGCUUGUCUUGAAGGGUAUUGAGGGGAAUAAAGCUAUGCUACCCCGAGUUGCACGCGAAUUUGCCGCAGAAGCGUCAAGACCCUGGCUAGAGAAGAUGGAAGAAGCUAGAAAGUACUGGAUGGAAACCACGUAUCCUGCACGGAGAUUGACUACAGAAGAAGCAAAUGCGAUCACUCCGGAUCUGAAAGCGGAAGAGGAGCGUGAAGCCAAGGAACAUAAGAAGGCUGAAGAAGCCCGAGAACGACGAGCAAAAAUCAUUGUUCCCCGAAUCGUUACCGACAAAGGAUUCCCCGUCACCAAAGCAGGCAUAAAAAGGUUUCGCGAGAUGAAUCUGGAGGUGGAUAAGCGGAAUCCGGACCUGCACGACAUGUACAUUUACAAUGAUUUCCUCGGUUAUGGAGUCAAGGAAAUCUUGGAGAACGCCCUUAUCGAAUUCAACAAGAUCAUCUUCAAGCAGGAUAUCUCGCCCACAGAGAAAUGGGCUCUUGUCGAAAGUGUCACUUUGUUUCUGACUAGAGGUGACUCCGACAUGAUCAUGGCUAUCGAUGAUCCCGACUCCGUCGAGGAAGCCUUCGACAUGACAGGCGUCAUGUUCAUCACAGCACUUGAGAUGCUCCACGAGCACAAUCUCAUCGGAACCAAAGCCCCUCUACCCGAUAACUCAGGUGUGAUGACACUCCUAUUCCUUGAAUUCAUGAGAAAUACUGCCGGGGAUUUCGAGCUCCAGUGGGUUCACGAAAUUGUGCGAUCAGCAGAUCUAUAUGGUGUCAACUUGAAUUCAAUUCCACAGAUCGCCAUCGACGAGCUUGUUCUAGAUGAGUACAGAGAUACGUGUGAUUUGGAGAAGAGGGGUAAAGGAUUUGCUUGGAAGACCGAGUUUCCUAAAUUCAAAAGAACACAUCCAGGUGGCCAUGAGUAUGAUAUCACGAAGAUGUCAGAGUUUGAGAAGGCUCAGUAUUCAUUUGGUAACGGAGACGAUUCGGACUAGGGGAUCUGUCAUAAUCUCAUUCAGGAUAUCUGGGUUUUUGAACCCAAUCUAUUGGGUAUACUAUCUAGUUUGGCUUUCUAUUCCCUCUACAAGCAACGAUCAGGUGCAUCAUAAAAGUGUUUG